Molecule: messenger RNA, 2472 nt
Organism: Rhagoletis pomonella (apple maggot)
Lineage: Eukaryota; Metazoa; Arthropoda; Insecta; Diptera; Tephritidae
Exons: 2
Source: RefSeq, a predicted model, not a curated record
AUGCAAUCGCUGGCGACCACCAUUCAAAUUGCUGAUGGAAUAAUUCUUCACCUGGUAACGUCUAAGCUAGACGAAAAUACGCGAAGCAAAUGGGAAGAAGAAGUGGCUGCUAAAUUUGAUCGAAAGUCAGUAACCACCUUGCAGCUUCCAACAUGGAACGAUUUGGCAGAUUUUCUCGAACGCCGAUGCCAAACGUUCAAUAUCAUCGAAGCCAAUCAAUCAAGCUCAGAUGGUUCCGCCAGUCACAAAAAUCCUACAUCGAAACCAUAUUCAUCGAAACAGCUCUCUUUCACCACCACAACUGCAUCGUCGAAAUGUCCACUUUGUGAAACAAGGCCAUAUCAUAAUGCAUUCAAUUGUGUGAAGUUCAUGAAAAUUGAUCCUCUUGAGCGGUACAAUUUGAUUAAACGGUUAAAAUUAUGUCUCAAUUGCUUUGGUUUUAACCACUCGUCGAAUCAAUGCCCAUCACUUCGUCGGUGCCAGCACUGUCGUGCGAGCCACCACACCUUGCUGCAUCGCACAUAUGGUAGCAAGGCAGACGACAACAACAAAAUGGAAGAUGGGAAGGCUGAGAAGUCAACAACGCUACAGGCUGGUAUCGUUACAGGUGAAGUCAUUCUCGCUACAGCUCUAGUUCGUUUAUGUAACACUGCGGGAAGCUCUCUCAUCGCACGUGUGUUGUUGGACUCAGGUUCUCAGCUCCAUUUUGUCACCGAAAGAAUUGCACAACAUCUUCGGUUACCGCGCAAAAAGCGCAGCAUAGAGGUAACGGGCAUUGGAUCUACAACAACGAAAACGCAGCAAGUAUGCUGUGUUGUACUAAAAUCGCGCCAUACAGCAUUUUCGUCGACUUUGGAAGCGGUCAUCAUACCGACAAUAACUUCGUGUCAACCCAGCAAUCGUGUCAGCAUUGAGAAAUGGAAUUUGCCUAACAACAUAAAUUUGGCAGAUGAACAGUUCUACGAGCCAGCAACGAUCGAUUGUCUUAUUGGAGCAGCGUUAUUUUAUGAUUUGCUUCUCGUCGGUCAAAUCAAGCUGCGCAACAAUUCGCCGGUUCUGCAGAAAACUAAACUCGGUUGGAUAGUUUCUGGCAUCGCUAACACAUCUGCACCAAUAGCUUCAUCACCAAAAACCUCAUCGUUGAAUAAAUCAUCGGCCUAUAAGGCAUUUCUCACCAUGUCCGAAGAACCAGUUCUCGAUCAGCUGUUGCAAACCUUUUGGGCAUUGGAAGAACACCACACCAAUUCAUUAACGUCAGUUUCGCCAGAGGAGCAAGCAUGUGAAGAUUUCUUCGAAACAACCACAACCAGAUGUCCAAAAACCAACCAAUUCAUCGUUCGCUUACCGUUUAAAGAAGACCCCAGCAACCUAGGGCAGUCAUAUGACGCUGCUUUCAAAAGGUUGGUAUCUCUUGAGUAUAAAUUUUCUCGCAAUCCCGCACUCGCCAACACAUAUCGUGAAUUCAUCAACGAAUAUAUUAACAAGGGGCAUAUGACACUGCUUAAUAACCCCGAAGAGGCUCGUAAUUUUAUCCCCCACCACUGCGUCACAAAGGCGGACAGCAGCACCACAAAACUCCGUGUGGUCUUCGAUGCGUCGUGCCGAACUUCGAAUGGGAAGUCUUUGAACGACAUAUUGCUCGUCGGUCCGACGCUACAGGACGAUAUUUUCACAAUCCUGCUUCGCUUUAGAGCGUACAAAUACGUGUUGAUGGCUGACAUCGCUAAAAUGUACCGCCAGGUACAAAUGAACUCAGCUGACUUUUCUUGGCAGUGCAUUUUGUGGCGAGAAUCACAGAACGCUUCUGUGCAAGUGUACAAGCUGCAGACAAAGUCUCUACAACAGUUGGCAAAGGACGAGGCAGAAUCGCUACCAAUUGGUUCAGUUGUUACGCUCAGAGAUUUUUACGUCGAUAAUCUCAUGACAGGUGGCGCCACCACUGAUGAAGUCGUCCAAAUUAAACAGCAAGUUGUUGAGUUGCUUAAACAUGGGGGCUUUCCCCUACGAAAAUUCGCCACUAAUGACAAUUCCAUCAUCUCUGACAUUCCCCAAGUUGACCGUGAAGAAAUCGUACAACUCGGUGACGUAGACUACAUUAAAACACUUGGGUUGAAAUGGUCACCAUCGAGCGAUAACUUCGUGUUCAGCUACACCGAAUCAUCGUCGUCUUCGAAAACAACAAAAAGAGCGAUUUUAUCCCAAAUUGCAAGCUUCUUCGAUCCACUUGGAUUAUUGAACCCUAUAAUAGUUUCAUGCAAAAUAUUAAUGCAGCAUCUAUGGGCACUGAAACUAGAUUGGGAUGAAAGUGUCCCACAAGAUGUUUACACCCAAUGGCAAGAUCUUCGUCGGCAGCUAUCUCUGAUAUGCCAGCACGAAGGCUUCGGCGCCUGCAUCUACAUGGUCACACGCGAUUCUAAUGGUACGACGUCAUCGUUGCUGUCCGCUAAGUCUCGUGUAGCUCCAAAGAAGGAA